Molecule: messenger RNA, 4327 nt
Organism: Diceros bicornis minor
Lineage: Eukaryota; Metazoa; Chordata; Mammalia; Perissodactyla; Rhinocerotidae
Gene: ENDOV
Product: endonuclease V
Exons: 9
Coding region: 38-967 (309 amino acids)
Biological process (GO): DNA repair
Cellular component (GO): cytoplasm; nucleolus
Molecular function (GO): single-stranded RNA binding; RNA endonuclease activity producing 5'-phosphomonoesters, hydrolytic mechanism
Source: RefSeq, a predicted model, not a curated record
AAGUGACGACAACGGAAGGGGCGCCCGCCACUGCGCCAUGGCCGAGGAGCUGGCGGGGAGCCCGCCAGAGGAAACGUUGUCGCUCUGGAAACGGGAACAAGCCCGGCUGAAGGCCCGCGUCGUAGACCGGGACACGGAGGCGUGGCAGCGGGACCCCGCCUUCUCGGGCCUGCAGAGGGUCGGGGGCGUGGAUGUGUCCUUUGUGAAGGGCGACAGUGUCAGCGCCUGCGCCUCCCUAGUGGUGCUCAGCUACCCUGAGCUCGAGGUGGUGUAUGAGGACUGCCGCAUGGUGAGCCUGACGGCCCCCUACGUGUCAGGCUUCCUGGCCUUCCGAGAGGUGCCCUUCCUGGUGGACGCAGUGCGGCGGCUGCGGGAGAAGGAGCCCCACCUCAUGCCCCAGGUCCUUCUUGUAGAUGGAAAUGGGGUGCUCCACCACCAAGGCUUCGGGGUGGCCUGUCACCUCGGCAUCCUCAUAGACCUGCCGUGCAUCGGGGUAGCCAAGAAACUCCUGCAAGUGGACGGGCUGGAGAACAAUGCCCUGCACAAGGAGAAGAUACGACUUCUGCGGGCCAGAGGAGACUCUUUUCCUCUGAUGGGAGGCUCUGGAACUGUCCUGGGCAUGGCCCUGAAGAGCCACGACCAUAGCACCAAGCCCCUCUACAUCUCUGUGGGCCACAAGAUCAGCCUGGAGGCGGCCGUGCGCCUGACCCUCGUCUGCUGCAGGUUCCGGGUCCCAGAGCCCGUGCGCCAGGCUGACAUCCGCUCCCGAGACUACAUCCGCAGGACCCUAGGAGUCCCCGGGCCCCCCGCCUCAGGGCGGGAGAGGAGCCAGAAGGCACAGAGGCCAAAGGCGUGCCCCCAGUGGGGCUCAGAAGAGCCUGCAGGUGAGGGCAGACCCCUCGAGGCCCACAGCCCAGGCCCCAGGACCCACCGGAAAGCCCCAGACCCAGUCACCCAGGAGCAGUAGGGCAUGGGCUGGGAGUGGAGCAGAGUGGACGCUGCAAAAAGUCUCAGGCCGCCUGCCACCCCACUCCAGCCUCGGAGCAGUAACCGGCCCUGGGGGAGUGGCCCCCACAGCACCAGAUGGGGUGCCAGGCCCCGAGGACACAAGACACAGCCGGCAGGGGUGGCUGCCCCUGCUACUCCACAGUGGGUCACGAGGCCUGGGGCGGCCCCGGAGAGAGCUCAGUGGAAGACAUUGCUCACAGGGCAGAGCAGCAGACCCAGAGAGCAUGUGAGAUUAUCCCUCAGGAGCACGGGAAGGGGAUUCAGGGUUUAUGGGGUUCUUUGGGUGUUUUUUGUUUUUUUCUAAAAGUGCCCAGGUGGGCUUACAGCUGCUGCCUGCAUGUCCAUCCACAGCUCCUCCUGGCCCAUCCCUCCUUCCAAUACACAUGCCGCUGCUUUUUUUGUUUUUGCUUUUCUUCAUUUUUAAACCAGCCCUCCCUCACCCUGCCACACUUAACCGCCUCUGCCCCGACCUGGGAAGGGUCCAAGCGGAGGUGGCCCUGUCACGCUCAGCCCCUGGCUGCCCUGGCCGCCUUCCAGUGUGCCUGCUGCUGGCACACGCCAGGGCCUGGAGGAAGCGGGGAAGAGCAUCAUCUCAGCCUGGAGAGGCCCAAGGGGGACAGGCACAGACUGAGGGGCUGGGUGUCAGGCUCUGCUGCCCUGGCCGGGGGCCCUGAGAGUGAGCAGCCCCAUCCAGGAAGCCGGUUGAGGCCGUGUCCCCACUGGGUUCGCCUGCCGAUAGCUCUCCCCUGUUCCUGCCAGCACAGCAACUUCCCCGCUGCCAGCUUCCUCCCCCAGAGGACCAGCCUCAAAACUCAUCUCCACUGUAGGGAAGCACGGCACUGCCCACAGCCCCUGGGCGCCCCCUCAACAAGCAGCCGCCAGUCCUCCACCUGCCGGCUUGCCCCCCCAGACCUCCAGUCUCCCUAAAGACUCUGGAAUCUUGGCUGAGAGGCAUGAAGAAACCUGUGGAGGCCUUUCUUGCCAUUCAUGUUGCCUCUCAAGAAGGUACUGGUUGUCAUGGUUUGACAGCUUGGGACAGAGGGAGGGCCUGGGUCUCAGCAUGCUCUCCAUGCCCCCUCUGGUAUCUCUCCUUUCAUUCAUGAUGAGAAGUGAGCUCUCCGCCGGGGCCUGAACCCCUGGGAGAAGCAGAGGGGACAAGUGAGCUGGGCAGCCUCCGGUUUGGGCCGGCAGAGCUCUGUGCCCCUUCCCUCCUCCUGAAGCCCCCUUGUGAGGCAGGGCCUCAGGUGGGGGCUGUGGGCAGGCCGAGCCUGCGGCGGCUGGCCCAUUUCAUGGUAGCAGCCUCUAUUCAGGACAUUUCAGUAGUAAGCGGGGCCACCCAGGUGCUUGUGGGGCUCCACUUGAUGGCCCACCAGGGUGAGCAGGUUCUAGCAUGUUCCACAGGUGCCUUUGAGGGGACUCCUGUAGGUGGGAAGGACCGACCCAGGUUCUGAUCUCCAGUCCUGCUCAAGCUGCCUUCCCAGGUGUCUGCCCUGGCACCUCCUCUCUCACCUCAGCUUCCACUCUCUGCCCCGUCCUAGGACUGAGAAAACCCCUGCUCCUCACAGCCAGGGGUGCGCCAGGGGCCCUCAGUCCCUCCCUGCCUCCCCAGCAGGCCCCGGGCCGUCUGCAGACCCGCCCCAGGCGCCGGAUGCUGUGCCCGUGACUUCAGACCCCGCACCACAGUCCCCAUUUCUUUUGGCUCACCUGUGCCCACACGCACGUGGUGCCCCAGCCUCCCCUCAGGGCCGAGUGAGACGCACACAGUCUGUGUCUUGGGGAAGACAGUGGAAGGCAGCAUCCCGUGGAGCUCUGAGAGCGGGUCCCCUGAUCGGAACCUGUCUUCUCACCAGGGUUAUAAACACUGGCUUAGUCAGGUUUGGGCGGGAGUGUGAGGAUAUGUGUCAAGUGUCUUGCCCGGCGGUGGACACACUGUUUCUGGUAAAUGAAGGAGGGGUGGGAGUCCAGCACCAAGAGGGCUCCCGAAUGAGAUGUUAGUGGUCAGGGGGAGGGACAGCCUGUCCCCCUAGCAUCUGUCCCAUGGGGUCCUUUCUGAGGUGAGAGGGAGCAUGGUCACUGGGCACAGACAGGCCUGGGCAGGGCUCCUCCAGGGGGCUCACACCUUGACUAAGCACAGCCAUGGGCCUGGGGGCCACAAGUCGGGGGGCAAGAACCGAUAGCGCUGCACCAUUCUCACCCUUGAGCUGGGGGCUUAGGCACCCCCCAUACGUGUCCCCAGACCCAGUGAGGCACGGGUGAGGCAGGUGUGUGCGUGGCCCUGGGAGAAAGAGGCCGAGGCAGGACAGGGAGGACUGGUGAUGGGGUGGCCUUGCCUGGAGCAGGGCGUGGGGGUCUGAGCAGGGGAGGUGCUGGCUCCACGUGGCUCCCACAGUACCCAGAUUUCUGCCCGCCCUCAGGGCACCCGUGGACAAGGGAAGCAGUGGCACUUGGCUGGGGCUCCAGGCAGCAGCUGCCUCAUCCCACCCACCUGCUGAGUCCAAGGGCGCCGAGCCACCCCAGACGUGCCCAAGCCUGGUGCCCAGGAUGCUGUGCCAGGGUGGCCAGGCCACAGCGCCCUCAGGAGACUCAGCCCCAGCCUGCUGCCCGUGUAGGUCCUGUGGCCUCCCCAACAAAGUUCUUGGCCCUCCCUGCCUGGUGCUCCAUGGCCACUGCCCUCCUAACUUCUUCCAGGUCUUUCCCUGCUCAGAGCUCAUCAGGACCAGGGGGUGGAGGGGAAUUCAGAGCACAGGAUGGAAGCCAGACAGAGCUGGCUGGGCCUGACUGCCUUGUACCGACUGGCUUUGGGCAAAGCUGGGAGCCUCUGGUGGGGAUAAUGCCUGUCCUGCCUCGCCAGACAGCUGUGCCCUGUGUGGAAUGGGCGUGGCCCAGAGCCUGGCACAGUAAGUCCUUGACAAAGGAAGUGACAUGUUUCGAGAAGUCGGGCCACGGAGGCCAGGAUUCAUGGCCAUCAGUCUGCAAGGCCAUGCUAACUCUGGUGACAAGAAGAAAGAGGAAGGUAAAGGAGUCCUUGUCUCCCACCAGGCUCCUCACGCCACCUUGAGCCCCAGAACACAGGCCUGCAAGAGCUGCACAGACAGAACCCUGCCUCCUGCCCACCGCACGCCCAGGCGGCAGGACUGCUGCCCAUGGGUGCUGGGGGGCUCGGGGUAAUGCCGCAGCAGUGUCCCCUGGGGACCCACCUCUUUCUAGGGGAUGUGCAGAAAUGGCCAUAGCCUCCUACUGGGGUGGGCGUGGGGCUCUGCUUAGAGACGCCAGUUCCCCAAUGGCAGAGAGGUGGGUGGGGCUUCCAGACUGAGGUUAU